Molecule: messenger RNA, 1068 nt
Organism: Coniophora puteana RWD-64-598 SS2
Lineage: Eukaryota; Fungi; Basidiomycota; Agaricomycetes; Boletales; Coniophoraceae
Exons: 3
Coding region: 1-1068 (355 amino acids)
Source: RefSeq, a predicted model, not a curated record
AUGUUACCCAUCCUCGGUGCUGUUGCCUCAGCUGUGACUCUCGCAACCGCUUUUCCGGCGCUCGACGUCCGCCAGCUCCCCGCACCCAUUACGGCGAACAGCUCUGUCAGCUGCCUGUCUCUCCGCAACGGAUGCAACGCAACCGUGAUCGACCCCAACAAUGCGUGGAACUACACCGAUUGCGCGCUCCUCGCCAUCUGCUCCGAAGGUGUCUCGACUCCCCAGCAGACCCUCAAUUCGGUCAACCUGCCCACGACCCAGCCUCGCCUAACGGAGGAUGUCUUCAACCAGAUGACCGGCGGCGCGGACAGGCUCACGCAGCAGAACUACGUCGACGCGUACAACGCUGCGAUCGCCAGCACCCCUGCAUUUAUCAGGACCUACGUUCUCCAGGGCCAAUACGAGACCAUCGCCGCCUGGACUGGUGACUGUGACGACAGCGGCAUUCCCUACUCCAACUUCGCUGACUGGUUCGACUACUCGGGCACGGCCGGCGUUUGCCCCGCCGUGCAGUCGUGCAACGCCACCCUCGCCGCGAGCGCCGACCCUUGCGUGCCGCAGCCGAUCACCGACAAUGGCUCGUGCAACGGGGUCGCCGGCCAGUGCGCACUUUUCAUCCAGCAAGACGUCGAUGGGCUCUUCCAGAACAGCUUGUGCUUGAUGGCGAGCAUGUGCUACGCCGAGUCGACGACGGACGUCCUCAUCAACAAAAUGUUCCCGUCCUACGUCUCGAACAUCCCCACCACCGCAGACCAGACUCGUCUCUCGCUCGACCUGUUCCACAACGUGACCGGCGGCAACAACGUCAUGACCCUCCAGAACGCUAUUGACGCAUACUACGGUGCCCUCACCAACACCUACGAUAGCUUGGGUGGCCCCUGGGGCGCUCAGGAUCCCCAGCGCUCAGGCAACAACGGCCCGUACCCGACCUCAACUGACUAUGUCUCCAACUUCUGGAGCAUCAUCUCCGCCUGGACUGGCCUCUGCGACACGCAGGAGAUCCCGUACGACAACCUCGCCGAUUACCUCUCCUACGCCGCCUCCAGUGGCUACCACCCCACUUGCUAG